This is a messenger RNA of Musa acuminata subsp. malaccensis (wild Malaysian banana), 3041 nucleotides long. Lineage: Eukaryota; Viridiplantae; Streptophyta; Magnoliopsida; Zingiberales; Musaceae. The record is from RefSeq and is a predicted model, not a curated record.
UUCAUCCCUCUGAGCUUUGUCUCGACAUUCUCUUCUGCAGAGGAAGAAAGGGCAAUGGCCAUUUUUGGAAUGAGAUGCUUCAGCUCCAAGAAGAUGGCGCUCCUGUGCUUCUUCUUCUUCUUCUUCUUCGUGGCCGCUGUUCAAGUUCGAGCACAGACGACAGAUGCAGGUUUCAUUAACAUCGACUGCGGCAUCCCGGAGAACUCUUCCUACGUCUCGGGCCUAACUUACGUCUCCGAUGCACAGUAUACGGACACCGGUGUCAACUACAACGUCUCGCCGGCGUCCUUCCCUGCUCUCGCUCAACGAUUUUUGACGGUGAGAAGCUUCCCUGACGGAGCUCGCAAUUGCUACACCUUCAAGUCGAUCGUCCGGGGGUGGAAGUACCUCAUCAGAGCAACAUUCUUGUACGGGAACUACGACCUCAAAAACAGUCCUUCCGUUCAGUUUGAUCUCUACCUCGGCGUCAACCUCUGGAAGACGAUAAACCUGACAGAUCCAUCAAGUAACUAUUUGACCGAAGCUGUUACCGAGGCCAUCACUGAUCUGAUAUCGGUGUGUCUGGUGAACACCGGCCGUGGGACUCCUUUCAUAUCGGGGUUGGAUCUGAGACCAACGGCGGCGUCUCAUUAUCCGCUGGUCAACGCCUCUCGCAGUCUGGUUCUUUUGGAUCGCUUCAACAUGGCGCCGACCGGUAUCUCUAUCAGGUAUCCAUUGGACCCGUAUGAUCGUUAUUGGUUCCAAUAUACAACCCAACCUUCCUGGGAUGAGAUAUCCACCAACUCCACUGUCGAAACUCCUGGCAAUGAUCACUUUGAGGUACCUUCCAAGGUGAUGCAGACGGCAGUUUUCCCUGCGAACUCUACCAAACUGGAGCUCAGUUUCACACCAGAUCCUGGAGACCUCGAUGAAUUCUACGCCGUCAUGUACUUCGCCGAGCUGCAGCAGAACGCCUCGAGGCAGUUCUUCGUCUACCUCAACGGAGCCCUGUUGAAUGACGCCAAACCUUUCACUCCGGACUUCCUCGUUUCCGACGCCAUAUAUAACAUCAAUCCUAGCGCAGGAUACAGUGAGCUAAACAUCUCACUGGUCGCAACAGAGAGUUCCACACUUCCUCCCCUCCUCAACGCGGUGGAGGUCUUCUCGACGGUGCGAAACACGAACGUGGCAUCGGAUGGUGGAGAUGUUCAUGCCAUGAUGGCGAUCAAGGAGUGGUAUCAGGUGAAGAACAACAAUUGGGCAGGCGAUCCAUGUUCUCCCAAAUCUUAUACCUGGGAUGGGCUUAAUUGUACCUUCAAUGCAUCUGGUAUUCCGAGGGUCACUGCACUCAAUCUGUCAUACAAAGGAUUGAUUCGUGAAAUAAGCCCUUCUUUUGCCAGCCUCAGUGCGAUUCAGUUCUUGGAUUUAUCUCACAACAACUUAACAGGACCAAUACCUGCUGCUCUGGCAUAUAUACCAUCUCUCAAGCUCUUAGAUUUGACAGACAACCAACUCGAUGGAUCAAUUCCUUCUGCUCUUCUCGAGAGAUCACGGAAUAAAUCGAUUACACUAAGAACUGAUGGCAACCCAAACCUCUGUGACGAUCCUGCUUCUUGCGAGUCAAAGCCGACGUCAAGGCAGAAGGGAAAGACCGCAGCUAUCGUUAUAUCUUGUGUGGUUUCCGUGGUGGUACUCUUUGCGGCGGUAAUCAUUCUCUACAUGCUAAGAAAGAAACAAGGCUUGAAAUCCUCGGCAAGAGGAACCACUGAUAAGCGUCAUAACGACGAUGAAUUGCCACUUGAGAAUCGAAAGUUCACAUAUAGGCAGCUGCAGAGCAUCACUGACAACUUUGAGAGAAUCAUUGGAAAAGGAGGAUUUGGGACUGUUUAUUAUGGCCAUCUGGAAGAUGAUACCGAAGUUGCUGUCAAGAUGCUAUCCCAGUCAUCAUCACAAGGAACUAAAGAGUUUCUUGCCGAGGCCCAGCAUUUGACGAGGGUGCAUCACAAGAAUCUAGUCUCUAUGGUCGGCUACUGCAUGGAUGGAGAUCAUUUGGCACUUGUCUACGAGUUCAUGUCUCAGGGAACCCUUAAAGACCAUAUUAGAGGUACUGGCACUGCUGCACCUUUGAGCUGGGAACAGCGCCUACAGAUCGCUCUUGAAGCUGCACUAGGACUCGAGUACUUGCACACCGGCUGCAAGCCUCCACUGAUUCAUAGAGACGUGAAGACCACAAACAUCCUCUUGAACGAAAGGCUGGAGGCAAAGAUAUCAGAUUUCGGGCUCUCCAGGACUUUCCAGAGUGACGGCCACAGUCAUGUCUCCACCAGGGUCGUCGGCACCAUGGGAUACCUCGAUCCAAAGUAUUUCACUUGGCUUCUUGUUGACAUGAAUGAGCACACAAGCAAAACGCAAAACCUAACCGAUGGAACGAUUGUUCUUAUUUAGGUACUUCAACAGAAACCAACUGAGCCAGAAGAGUGAUGUGUAUAGCUUUGGGGUGGUUCUCCUGGAGCUGAUCACAGGGCAACCUCCGGUGGUGAAUGAUCCCGAGAACACUCACCUGGUGGAAUGGGUUCGCCGAAGGCUUGCAAAAGGGAACAUCGAGGACGUGGUCGACCCGAGCCUGCAGCAGGAGAACGUUGUGAAUUCUGCUUGGAAGGUGGCCAAUGUGGCGCUGGCAUGCGCUGCUCAUGCGUCGAGCAACAGGCCGACGAUGAGUGAUGUGGUGAUGCAGCUGAAGGAAAGCUUGGCGUUGCACGGUGACGGAGCUAAGCUCCAUUUCCAGCACUUGAGCAGCGAGAAGAUGUACACUGAUUCGGGCGAUAUAAGCCAGAUUAGUAAGUUUGAUAUCGAGCAGGUUGGGAACAUUUCAGAUAGCGAAGGCCCUUCAGCAAGGUAACGCUGGUCUCGCCACCUCUGUUUUGGGUCGUGCUUCGCGUGGUUCGAGAAUGAACACAAACGGGAGGAGAAUGUAUCCGGCUUCUUUGUGCUCAAAGACCACAAGUAUUGGGAGUUACUCGACGUAACAACAAAUAUUAUACAUAUGUUAAAGCAUUUGUUAA